AGAAGCUCCACUGGUCUUUCUUCUACUUCUGGAGGGGGCAUAUCCCCAACAUGCUGCAGAGAGGGGCCUACUGCCUACCAGUAUUUGUCACAUUAUUUUCGGCUGUGUUUUUCCGGAUCCGCUUGAUAGCCAGAGAGCUCAACCCCUGCUUGCAGGUGACUCCAGGCAUCACUUACAUAUGCAUGGAGCUGAACCUCAGAGGAAUUCCACCUGACAUCCCAAACUCUACCCAGAACCUAGAUCUCAGCUUCAACCCACUGGAAGUCCUGAACUCAAAUUAUUUCUCAUCAGUUCCUGCACUGAGGCUUCUGGAUUUAAUUAGAUGCCACAUCACAACAAUUGAAGACAAUGCCUUUGCUGGACUCCAUAACCUUUCUGUCUUACUUCUGACUGGCAACCCUCUCCAGUUCUUGGGCCCACGAGCAUUUCAGGUCUUGCCUUCACUGCAUAGACUGGUGCUUGCAGAAACCAGCCUGUCCUCAUUGGAUCAUCUGCCCAUUGGACAUUUAAUGACUCUCGAAGAGCUAAAUUUGAGCAAUAACUUCAUAGAUUCCUUAAAACUUCCCAAAUAUUUCUCUCAAUUUACACAUCUUAAACAUUUAAUCCUUAAAUCAAAUAAGAUCUCCUCAAUCUUUAGGGAAGACCUAGAUGUCUUGUCAGCCCUCAACAUCACACUUGUGCUGUGUAAGAAUGACAUAAAAUAUAUCCAGCCAAGGUCUUUUAAAGGAAUUUACCUUCAGGAACUAUCUUUGAGAGCCAGCUUUGAGAAUAGCAACAUUAUGCAUGUUGGUCUCCUUAAUAUGACUGGCUUACGUGUUAACAGUUUAGUGUUAGGAGGAUACAGGAAUCUUAGGAAAGAAAAAUUAUCUAAGAAGGAACUCUUGGAUGGUCUCUGUCAUACGGACAUCCAGAAAAUAACUCUCAUCUGCAUUCGAGAUGCUUUCACAACAGAUAGCUUUUCUGACUGUGUGAACGACAUCUCCACGGUGCGGUUUGUGGACAGCUACAUUCGAAUUGAAAAUUUCCCAGGAAAUACCAGCAUACGCCACCUAGAAUUCAAGACCACUGGGUUUCAUCGUGUGCCUCUUGAGAAGCUGGCUUCCUUGAAAGAGCUGAGAGUUCUCCACAUAACCGAUAGUGAUGAACUCCGUGAAUUUGAUGUGAGAAGAAAUUGGACUUUACAGAAACUUGAGAUCCUCAAUCUCAGCAAUAACAAUCUUAAUACAGGUCUUCACUGGCAUUAUCUGAAGAUACACUUUCCACACUUGAAGGUUUUGAAUCUUAGCUUCAACCCAUUAGUCAGAGUGUCAGGGGAGCUCACAGGCCCCAUCACACUGAAAAAAAUGGAUUUACAACAUUCUAAACUAAUAGGUCCUGGAACAAUCCCUGCUUUUAUGUGCCUUAGGAAUCUCAUCUAUCUUGAUAUUUCCUACACCAGCAUUUCUAUUAACACAGAAUGUUCAUUUUGUGGCUUGGACAACCUAGAAGUACUGAAAAUGGCUGGCAACUCUUUUAAGGACAAUCAGGUGGUUAAUACUUUCACAAAUGUCACUAAGCUGAAGAUCUUGGAUAUUUCCAACUGCCAACUGCAGCAUGUUUCUCUCAAUAGCUUUGACUUCCUCCAUGACCUCCGUGAACUGAAUAUUAGCAAUAACAAGCUCCUAGACUUCCAUCCAGAGUUGUAUAUACACCUGGGGGCCCUUGUCAUCCUGGAUGUCCACAGUAACCAGUUGAUCACCUUGACCAAGAAGCAUCUGGAGAACUUGCCGAGUGGCUUGAAGAAACUGGACCUUUCUCAAAACCUUUUUGACUGCUCCUGUGAUCGCUUGGACUUCCUACAGUGGGUUAAGGAGCAUGAGGAUCUCCUUUUGCAUACAGAGAUGAUGAAGUGUCACAGUCCCUCAUACUUAAAAGAUACACAGCUGAUGCAUUUUGACAUAUCUUAUUGCCAGGUCAGUACAACCACAGUGUCAGUUUUGGUGAGCAUUUCUGUGAUUGUGGUCUUGUCGCUGAUUCUGGUUUAUAAGUUCUACUUCCACUUAUAUUACAUGAUGGUGCUGCUCAGCGGAGGCCAUUCCUCUACCGAUCAUAACAAAAUCUACGAUGCCUUUGUUAUCUACUCCAGCCAGGAUCAAGUAUGGGUGAAGCAGGAGCUAGAGGAGACGCUUGAAUCGGGAGUGCCACGUUUCUGUCUCUGCCUCCAUUAUCGAGAUUUCAGACCUGGUGUGCCUGUCGUCACCAACAUCAUCAAAGAGGGCUUCCAUAGCAGCCGGAAAGUCAUUGCUGUGGUCUCCACCCACUUCAUGGAGAGUCGUUGGUGUAACUUUGAACUUGAAGUUGCCCAGUCUUGGCAGCUACUGGAUAGCAAGGCCAGCCUCAUCUUUGUUGUUCUAGAUGGUGUAGACAAAGUGGUUCUGCGAUCGAAGCUGGGGUUGUUCCGCUACUUGCGAAGGAAUACGUACUUGGUGUGGAAGGACAGGGAAGUCAACCGGCAUGUUUUUUUGAGGCAGCUGAAGGCAGCCUUGCUUGAUGGCAAAACAUGGACUGAGGAUGAACUGAGAUCAAUGUUGAAGAAGUAGAGUUAUGUCUCCUUUUUCUGCUUCUCUGAGCCAACUGAAGAUCAUAUUUGCCAAUGAACAUUCACCAGCGACAUUCCUGAAUCUGAAAGAAUUCUGUUCAGGCCACCAUGUGGGUGGGGAAAACAGGCAAUGUUCUUAUAUAAAGGUUUCAACUUUUUUGUUGUCAUUAAGGGUUCUUAUUCACCAUUUAGAAAACAAACAAACCUUAGAUCAGAUAUGUCAGAGGGCUUGAUCUGAUUGAGGGG
Messenger RNA from Heteronotia binoei (common prickly gecko), 2824 nucleotides. RefSeq names its product toll like receptor 4 (gene TLR4). Gene Ontology annotation, cellular component: membrane. Gene Ontology annotation, molecular function: protein binding; transmembrane signaling receptor activity; lipopolysaccharide immune receptor activity. The coding region runs from base 51 to 2579 and encodes 842 amino acids. The transcript is spliced from 3 exons. The record is from RefSeq and is a predicted model, not a curated record. Gene Ontology annotation, biological process: inflammatory response; immune response; toll-like receptor signaling pathway. NCBI's taxonomy places the organism in Eukaryota, Metazoa, Chordata, Lepidosauria, Squamata, Gekkonidae.